AUGAAUAGUUUGGAUUUCGCUAAAGCUAUUGGUUUCGUAAACAAAAUAAUUGAUAAUGUUCGAUGUGGAAUAUGUGAUAAAUUAGAAGGAACCCGUGUGAGAUAUCAGUGUGGGCAUAUUGCAUGUGAUGAUUGUGUUACUUAUGCACAAGACUGUCAAGCUUGCUCGCCGCCAUCACUAAGAUCUGCUAUUCAACCUAAGUUUGAUAAACAAUUAACACAAACAGUGAAAAGUGCAGUAGGUCUCCUAAAUGCAUGCCAUAAAUUCUUUGAUUCAAACGCAUUUCAGCGUAAAAGACUAUCUGAACAGCUCAGAAUUGAAAAGGAGCUAUUUCCAAACUGUAUACAAGCUCCUGCAAAGUAUGAAAAUAAAAGAAAAAGUACUCUGACAACUAAUGAAAACAACUCUUCAACUUUCUUUCCUGGUGAAGAAGUCAGACUUCAAGUGGAUAUGGCACAUACUACCAAUUAUGUGCAGCAAUGGUUAAAGAAAAAUGAAUCAAAUCUCGCUCGGAAACCAUUUUCAGACCUGAAUGUUAACACAUCCUGGGCAAACAAACCUAUAAGUAAAAACAUAAAACAAAAUGAAACUAUUUUCUUGGGUGCUGGUAGAAAAAGGAGUCAUAGAAAAGUAACUGAUAAAAUGUGUGCCCGUAAAGAAAGUAUUAAUUCAGUUUAUAAUAAAUUUGAUAGUAUUCCUAAGCGAGCUAAGAACAAAAAUGUGUCUUACAGUAAGAAUAUUAAUCCUAACAUAUUAAGGAAAUGUAAUAAUGAUGAAAGUGGUAUUUUUAUGGAGGAUGAGCCUAUUGUUAUCUGUGACUCACAAGAAACAGCUAUCGACAAGGAUACAAAUGCAUGGCUUUCAGUGCUUAAAGCCUGUCAAAAUGAGGACUUACAAUCUACCUCUUUAGUAAACCUAAGCUCUCUUCACUGUACCAAUGAUAGUAAUAAACAAAGUGACUUUAAUGCAACAGAAGUUAAGGAAAUUAGUGUCUCAAGAGUACCAUUCUUCAAAAGGAGUGCCAUAAUAGAAACUUGUAAAUAUUGUAAGAAUAAAUUGAAUUCAGACAAACCAAUGCCAGUACAAAAUCGGAUUAAACCUGUUAAAAUUACUAUUGACGGAGAAAACUUUUUAACAACUAUUUCAGUCUUUAAAAACGUAAAAAGUGAUUUCAAAAUAAAUACAAAGAAUACAGUCUCAGUACAAACAGAUUUAUGUGACAUAGUUCCAACAAGUAAAACUAAUUAUGAUGAAACAAAUGAAUGUAUUAAUAAGAGUUUAGCAUUAGAUAAAAUGUUAAAUGAAAUGAAUGAAAAUGAUAUUAUGCUAAGUGAAGAUUUACUUGUAGAUGACAAAAAUAUAUAUGACCAAACCAAAGAUGUCAGCAAAGGUUUAGUUAUUGAGGAAUCUGAUAGUGACACAGAUUUGGAAGUUAGCGGACCUAUGUCUGUAAAAGCUGAUGUCCACAGAUCUUGUGAAGAGUCAGUAUAUGGCCUACUAAAUUCAGUUCUUACUGUGAAAAAACAUGAAUCUAAACCACGACGUAGACCAAGAGGACAUACUCCAACUAGCACUGAUUCAUCAGAAAAGGAAAAUUAUAAUCCGAAUAGAAUAAAAAAGGGGGUGAAUGGAAAGAAAAAAUGUACUAAGAAGUGA
Molecule: messenger RNA, 1656 nt
Organism: Arctia plantaginis
Lineage: Eukaryota; Metazoa; Arthropoda; Insecta; Lepidoptera; Erebidae
Source: the annotation of a GenBank genome assembly